This is a messenger RNA of Diospyros lotus (date-plum), 2711 nucleotides long. Its product is annotated as UPF0481 protein At3g47200-like. The coding region runs from base 260 to 1558 and encodes 432 amino acids. The transcript has 2 exons. NCBI's taxonomy places the organism in Eukaryota, Viridiplantae, Streptophyta, Magnoliopsida, Ericales, Ebenaceae. The record is from RefSeq and is a predicted model, not a curated record.
AACUUGUGAGUGUGUUUCGGUGUAAGUUACCAAGUCAAUAACAUUUUCCUUUUCUUGCCCUAAGCACGCUCAGGAGCACUACUCCAAGCAGAAAUACAUAGAUCUAGAGCACUUGAUAUGUCCAAAGCAUCGUUACAGAGAGCGGAGCAGAGAUCUUCGCGCUGUUUGAACUUUGAAGAUCAGUGAUUCUGGGUUUUGCUUUGAGUCCUACAUCAUCCAAACGUUCCAGGUUGCUUAAUUAAGAUAGUGAAACAAUAAAAUGGAGAGACAGAGGAAUAAUAACUCAUUUGAAAACAAAACUGAACAAGAAGAUUUGGCACUGUUGAUAGAAAGCGCAGAGCUUCCGGAAGAGUCUAGUGUGAAAGAGCAUUGUAUCUAUAGAGUACCUCAGAAAGUUCGGCAAAUAAAAGAAGCAGCAUAUACACCUCGUGUCGUUUCAAUUGGUCCCUUUCACCAUGGAGAAAAGAGAUUGAAAUUAAUGGAACCACUUAAAUUGGGCUACCUUAAGAGCUUUCUCCAAGGGACUGGGCUAACAUCACAGUAUUGUAUUAGCAAACUCAAAGAGUGGGAACUAGGAAUUCGGAACUGUUAUGCUGAGAGCAUUCCACUUGAAAGUGAUGUUUUUCUGAAAAUGAUUCUAAUUGAUGCUGGCUUCAUAAUUGAGCUUUUCCUUAGAUAUUGUGACGUGCGCAAUUGGGUAAAAAGAGACCCUUUGUUCUUAAAACCGUGGCUCGCAGAGGAUGUUGCCCACGACUUGAUCUUGCUUGAGAAUCAGCUUCCAUUCUUAGUUCUUGAAGGCUUGUUCAACCUUGCUACUGCCAAUUUUGUGACUGCUGAUUUGCCCACCUUUCUUCAGCUUACUUUAAACUACUUUGCGGACCUCAACCCGCAAAAACUACAACCUGAUGGUGUGAGUUUGCGACAUUUCACUGAUUUGCUGAGGAAAUUUUACUUACCACCAAGUGAAGGAUUACAAGAAAGAUCAGAAGUAGGCAAUAUAUUGGACCAUUUAUAUACUGCAAGUGAGCUAGUGGAGGCAGGAUUGAGGUUCAAGGUUGAUAAAACAAAAAAAUGCUUACUUGAGUUACAAUAUCAUAAGGGUGUCUUGACAAUGCCACGCCUUGAUGUAUCUGAUAGAACUGAGUUUCAUUUGAGAAAUAUAGUUGCAUUUGAGCAAGCUCAUUAUUCUUCUGAGACCUACAUUACCGAUUACUUGAAGGUGUUAGAUUUCCUUGUUGAUACUGAUAAAGAUGUGAAUGUACUAGUUCACAAGGGAAUUAUUACUACCUUGUUGGGUGACAGCAAUGAAGUGGCUACUAUGAUUAAUCGUCUUUGCUCAAAUCUUAUCCAGCCAAAUAUGAACUUGGAAUACCUCUUUAUCUGUAAGCAGUUAAAUGAUUUCUAUGACAAGCCUGUGAAUAAGUGGAAGGCUGGCAUGAUACGUAACUACUUCGACACUCCUGUGAAAACAGCAACUUCUAUUGCUGCAAUGGUUUUACUUAUACUCACCGCUAUCCAAACUGUUUGUACUGUCAUUCCACUCGUGAAGUCUAAUUAGAUGACUUGUACUUUCAACUUUGAAUCAAUAUGAAAUGUUAGUAUGCUCACCAAAGCAUAAAAUACUCUUGUGCACUUUUUAUUUUUAUUUUUGUUAAACUGGGUCUACACACCACUAUCUAAUUGGAUAGGCAUAUUCAAACUUAAGACAAGCCAUUCUUGGUCCAAAACACCCACAACUUCAACCCUUUGUGGAGGAGAGCUUAUAAAAGCCUUUUUUGUUCAAGGGGAACAUGAAGCUCAAGGGGUUCGCCACUAACUGGUCUACAAACCAGUUGUUGGUUAAUUUAAUGUUUCGCACUUUUAUUAUGACCUUAGUGUCAUUGCAAAAAUUUCAAAAAAUUAAGUCACUCGGUAUGUGCUAGGACACACAGUUCCUUAUAAGAUACAAGAACUACACGAUAUGUAUCAACCAAAAAACUAUAACUUAUCGAAUAAAUAGAACCUAGCACACUUUCUUAUAUUGUGUCGUUUUUGUAUUCUAUAGGAAAUUGUGUAUCAUGAUAUAUAGUGGUUGACUCGAUUUUUCGAAAUCUUUGCAGUGACACCAAAAUUAUAAUGUAACUUUUCUUAAGUUCCACGUUUAGGGAAUACAAAAAUAACCUAGGAGUAGCUUAGUCUCCCACUUUAUUUAUAUACUAACAUGACUUGAUGUGUCAAGAGGAAAGAGAUGACAGUAAAGACGCAAACAGUAUAGUACUGGAUUAUUAUUAUCAUCUGUAUAGAUCAAAUUUAAAUUGGAUGCAAUCAAUAAUCCACAUGCAAAUGUUGGCAAACAUGGUUGGCUAGCAGGGUGUCUCCACACCACAGUGGGUAUGAGAUUAAUCCUUGUUCGGGUAUAGAGCUGUAAACGAAAGAUCCUUUCAAUAAGUGCAACUGCAAGACCUUGGACUUGGGACAUUACAACGAGAAAGCCUUUAGGAUAAAGAGAAUAAGCAAGUGUUGGAAAUCUGGGUUAUAUUAUUCACAGUUGUAUAGCUCAAUAUAUACAAAGUUAUAGCGGCAACAAACUAAAGAAUAUUAUCAGUGUCAUCCUACAUUCAAAAUACAAUCAUUUAAACUAGGCUAAGGAUAAGGAUAGGAUGUACAUAAUUCUAGCUGAGGGUAGUUACAGUAAACAUAUGAGUAACAUGUGAGUAAUAUGUGGAUAAUAC